AUGGAGGUGGUGGGAGAUGAGGAGGUGACGGGGGCGCCGGGCCCGAGGCAGUGGCGGGACAGCGCGGGCGCCGGGGCGGGUCUGCGGCGCCGCCCGGCGCCGCGCACUUUCGGUUUCCCUUCCCCGCAGACUCUGGGCGGGGCAAGGAGCCGGGCAGGCGGCCCGGAGGAGGAAGGGAGCCGCGAGGAGGCGAGCGAGGGGCUGGGCUCCACAGCCGCCCCCGCCCUCAACGGGCUAACUGCGCCCAAAGCUGUCGCAGGCCUCAGCCAGCCUGAGGAUGAGGGGUCCCUGGCCGGAGGCUUGGUGCGUGUGAGGCGCGACGUGGCAGCGAAGCCGAAGCCUGAUGGCUCUGUGUGUACGGGAAAGGGGGCGGGGCUAGACGGGACAUUGAGAACCAUUAGAUCGCUUCGGGGUGGGAGGAUUGGAGACUACAUCUCCCAGGGGACCCCGCGGGGCGCGAAAGGGAAGGGGGAAGCGCUUUGGGCCCAGUACGCAGGCGCGAGGACCUCCUCUGGCUAUAUAAGCAAGGUGCAGGCUGCUUUUCGUUCUUUCGCGUCAGCGGCGCAUUCGCUUCGGCUGUUCCUUGUUGUCCGAUCUCCCUUGAUGUCCGCCCAGGCGGGGGCCUCGGGUUUGCUACGGUAUCUGAUAGGUUUUAGGGCCGUGGGGGAAAUCAAUUUGGCGCUGCAAUAA
This is a messenger RNA of Orycteropus afer afer, 690 nucleotides long. Lineage: Eukaryota; Metazoa; Chordata; Mammalia; Tubulidentata; Orycteropodidae. The record is from RefSeq and is a predicted model, not a curated record.